This is a messenger RNA of Rubroshorea leprosula, 915 nucleotides long. Lineage: Eukaryota; Viridiplantae; Streptophyta; Magnoliopsida; Malvales; Dipterocarpaceae. The record is from the annotation of a GenBank genome assembly.
GCCGGUAUUUUGACAAUUUCCGAUGCAAUCAAGCUAUUCUUGUUCAUGAUACGAGUCUAACUUGAAUAUUCAUUAAUUCAUUUGUUGGUUGGCAUCUGGUUAUGAUGGUGGUUUGGUUUUAUUUGAAUCACAAUAAAAGUUGCAUGCAAAACAGCAACAGAGGGCUUAUGAAUGAUUAAAUGCUCAAUUUACAGCUCUGGAAGUCAAGGCUCUAUGAAGUGGAAACAUGGGCAACAUGAUGGCUUCUUUGUGCAAUUUGAGUCGCCUUCCCUGCGAAGACUAUGGUUCAUUCCAAGUUCUUAUGAAAAGGGGCAAACAUUGUGCAGGGAUCCUGAGUGUCUGGACAUUAGUGCUCAUGAAGUGCUCCUGCGCUUGUUCAAGCAAAAGCUCUCCAAUUCGUAGCUCAUUUGAAGAAAGCCCUUAGCACAGUGGCAAACUAGAAGGGAGGUUCAUCUAUUUAAGAAAAAAACAGACAAUUCCAAGUGCCUAUAUCUUGCUCUGAGUUUGGAUACAAGUUCCUUGGAUGUCGGGAAAACUUGCAACAAGGUGCUUUCUAAUUCAUAGCAUUCAUGUCCUCAGUUUUGAAACCAAGGAACUUUUCAGGCCCCCCUUUUUUUUUUUUUUUUGUGAAUCUUUGUUUUUCUUUGAUUCAGCAAUUUAAUAGCUUUUGCCUUGUGGCUGAUAUUUGUCUUAUAUUGUGUGUUGGAAUUGGAGCUAGUUGGUUUUAGGUAUGCAGUUUAAUGUCGCAACUCUUUAGAAAAGCUCUAGGAAAUGACGAUUGUGGUCUGUCAUCAUAAUUUAUGCCCAAUUUUUUAUUUACAGCCUGUUCAUUCAUUGGGGCUUGUUUUCUAAUUUAGUAAUUCAUAGCAAUCAUGUCCUCAGUUGAGUGUUGAUUAUAGGGAAGAUUUUAUAUUG